Hirundo rustica (Barn swallow) is the source of this 1839-nucleotide messenger RNA. RefSeq names its product phosphomannomutase 2 (gene PMM2). The coding region runs from base 26 to 769 and encodes 247 amino acids. The record is from RefSeq and is a predicted model, not a curated record. Gene Ontology annotation, biological process: GDP-mannose biosynthetic process; mannose metabolic process; protein N-linked glycosylation. Gene Ontology annotation, molecular function: phosphomannomutase activity. Lineage: Eukaryota; Metazoa; Chordata; Aves; Passeriformes; Hirundinidae. The transcript has 8 exons. Gene Ontology annotation, cellular component: cytosol.
AGGGGCGGCCCCGCCAGCCGCAGCCAUGGCGCCGCCGCCCUCAGCGCUCUGCCUCUUCGACGUGGAUGGCACCCUCACGGCCCCGCGGCAGAAAAUCUCGGCGGAGAUGGCGGCGUUCCUGCAGCGGCUGCGGCAGAAGGUGAAGGUGGGAGUGGUGGGCGGCUCGGACUUCGCCAAGAUCCGCGAGCAGCUGGGCGAGGACGUGAUUGAAAAAUAUGACUACGUGUUCCCAGAAAAUGGCCUGGUAGCAUACAAAGAUGGGAAAUUCUUGAGCAAGCAGAGCAUUCAGGGCCACCUGGGCGAGGACAUCCUUCAAGAUGUCAUCAACUACUGCCUCAGUUACAUUGCAAAGAUUAAACUUCCAAAGAAGAGAGGCACUUUCAUUGAGUUCCGAAAUGGGAUGUUAAAUGUGUCCCCCAUUGGAAGAAGCUGCAGCCAGGAAGAACGACUUGAGUUCUAUGAACUUGAUAAAAAGGAGCAUAUAAGAGAGAAAUUUGUAGCUGAUCUACAAAGAGAAUUUGCAGGCAAAGGCCUGACAUUUUCUAUAGGAGGGCAGAUAAGCAUCGAUGUGUUCCCAGAUGGCUGGGAUAAAAGGUACUGCUUAGGAAUUGUUGCCAAGGAUGGAUACAAGACUAUUUACUUCUUUGGAGACAAGACCAUGCCAGGAGGGAAUGACUAUGAAAUUUUCACAGACUCCAGAACAGAAGGCCACAGUGUCACAUCCCCACAGGAUACAAGAAGAAUCUGUGAAGAGCUGUUUUUUAAAUAAAAGACUUUGACAGUUUGCACUUCCAAGACGGUUAAAACAGCAAAAUACCUUGAAACAUCAUCUUCAUUCUGUAUUGGUUUUUUGUAAUUGGUCUUGAAUAGCAGGUGCUUUGCAGGUCAGUCAUUACUGAAGGGAAAUAAUUUAAUUGCAGACCCCUUGCUGACUGGGGGAACACAGCAGAGCUCAUUUAGCAGCAUCCUUUCAGUUUCCAAUCGCAUAAAUUGUUUUCUUUUUGCUUGGUUGUGGGGUUUGGGUUGGGUUAUAUUUUGGGUUGGUUUUUAAGAUACCUGUUUUAAUUAGUUAAGGAAGUUUUUAAACUUCCUUAACUAACUAAUUACCAUUUAGGGAGGGAACGGGAGGCAUAAUCUGCCUCUCAUUAAUUCAUGGUCUCAAAAUUGCCUGCAAGGUUUAAUCCCUAGGGGUUUUUUAAAGUUGAGGCUGUUUUUUAAAAGAUAUGGUUGUUGUUGUUUUUUUAAAUACUUACCUUGUGCUAUAUGAAUUAACAAGAAGUACAAGACAGUUGGGAUUUUCUUGUCUAAAACUGGAAGAUGAGCAGAAGGGAAAGGUUUUAUUUCUUCCUGGGGUUGGGAAGAUGGCACUGAAGUAGAAGUUCAGAGCCCUGACUGCCAUCCCUGGGAAUGCUGGACCAGCUGUUGCCAAAGUUCCCUCCUCAGGGUGGAUGUGGUGCCAAGGUACCAGUCAGGUCAUGGUACCUACGUUCUUUGCAGACCAAAUCUAAAAAAUCAUUUGUAAAAAUUAAUUAAAAUAGCUUCAGCACAUUAGCAAAAUAUAUUUCUGUCAUUUUCUGAGAUUCCUGAUUAAGGCAUUAAGUGUUGGUGAGAUUUUUCGUACUAUAAAAAUGACCUAAAUUAUGUUUAUAUUAAAAUUCAAGUCAAUGUCUGACACUCUGUGUAACUGUUAAUAUUAUUUUUCUCAUCUGGCAUUAGAAUAGUAAUCAUGAGUAUGAAUGGUUUGAUUUAGUAAAGGAGAAUAAAAUCAUGAAGAAAUACUGUUUCCACUUGUCAUUUUGGUAAAUAAAAUACUUAAAGCAGACUUGUUGCAUGCUGCCU